AUGGAUAGCUACAACAAAUUCCUGGCCGAGAAUGUCCUAACUGAGGAUAAAGUGAUUACAUAUCGGGUUUUGAGCCAGGCGCUACAGGUUCAUGUCAAUACAGCAAAACAAAACCAAAAUGCGAAACGUCCUGGAGCUGUGCAUGCCACGUACCUAGUGUAUGGCACUAAGAAGGCUACAAAUCCACCAUCAGAAUCUCAGGAUGGGGCAGAUGGUGACAUUGAGAUGUCAAGCUCGGCAAUGGAGGUCGACUCCCUGACCGAAGUUGUGCCCGCAUCCGUACUCUCUCUUGUCCCUGAAGACCAACUCAAAGACACUCUUGCGGACUACGAGGAGGUCACUUCGAUUCACGUCUACAGCAUUGCACCUCACCCGACAAAGGAUAUGGCCCUGCUAGUUGAUGCCGCCAACCAAAUGCUUACCCCCACUACCAGUGAGGAUGUAAAACAUACUGUUCCCAUCACCAACCCUUGGGUGCGUCGUAGAGAACGACAAGGGGCUGCUCUCCGGGCUGCCGCUGCCGCUGCAGUAGUGAAACCCCCAACAAAGCCCGCCUUUCCAAAUGUCAAAGAGGAGUCGAAGCCUACCCAACCUAUCCAGGAGGCGGCUCCGAAGCCUUCCACCUCUGGGCCCACUAAGAAACCCGCACCGUCCUUGAAACGGGGUGGUAAUUCCGGGAUCAUGCAGGCGUUUUCGAAAACGGCAACCAAACCAACCAAGGUUAAGAAGGAAGCAGAGGUUGCGACUCCCAGUAGUGAGGAUUCGAGCAUGCAACCCUUGUCCGAUGACGGAGAGGAUGACGAGGAGUUGCCACAACCGAAACCGCGGGCUGGGUCGGGAUUUAAAACUAAGAGACAGAGGGAGGAGGAUCUUCGACGGAUGAUGGAAGAGGAUGACGAGGAAGAGGAAGUCGAAGAGAAAGAGGAGACGCCCGAGGAGGAACCAAUGGAGGAAGAAGAACCUCCGGCGCCGGAGCCUGUGAAAGAGGAGGAGGCGGAAGUCGUUACUGCUUCUACUGAUGGCCGGCGGCGCGGCAAGAGGCGGAUCAUGCGCAAGAAACAGAUCAUGGAUGACCAGGGGUAUCUUGUCACGAUUCAAGAACCUGGAUGGGAGUCUUUCUCGGAAGAUGAGGCGCCCCCACCGACCAAACCCAAGACCACGAGCGCAGCUUCGUCUCAGGCUGCAAAGCCAAAAAAGGGUGGUCCGAAGGGCCAGGGCAACAUCAUGGCUUUUUUCUCCAAGAAGUGA
Molecule: messenger RNA, 1248 nt
Organism: Chaetomium globosum CBS 148.51
Lineage: Eukaryota; Fungi; Ascomycota; Sordariomycetes; Sordariales; Chaetomiaceae
Exons: 6
Coding region: 1-1248 (415 amino acids)
Biological process (GO): nucleotide-excision repair, DNA gap filling; DNA strand elongation involved in DNA replication; DNA replication
Cellular component (GO): delta DNA polymerase complex; nucleus
Molecular function (GO): DNA-directed DNA polymerase activity
Source: RefSeq, a predicted model, not a curated record